This is a messenger RNA of Plectropomus leopardus (leopard coralgrouper), 2965 nucleotides long. RefSeq names its product DDHD domain containing 1b (gene ddhd1b). Gene Ontology annotation, molecular function: metal ion binding; glycerophospholipase activity. The record is from RefSeq and is a predicted model, not a curated record. NCBI's taxonomy places the organism in Eukaryota, Metazoa, Chordata, Actinopteri, Perciformes, Serranidae. Gene Ontology annotation, cellular component: cytoplasm.
UUGACCUGUGCGGGUCAUGAUUGUGACAUGUGUAGCUGUCAUGUUUAGACAUUUUGCAGGGUCAGACCGGUUCGCAUACAGAUGUUAGCAGCUGGGGAGAAAGAGACCGUUAAUCCGGUGUAGUAGUCUGACGGCUGGGACACCAUUGUGUUUUUUAUAACGCUGUUUCCAUGUCCUGGGUGUCGUUUUUGGGCAGACCAUGAGCAUGAUGAAGGAGAAGCCGACCAUCCGCCAGCAGAGCUCGGAGAAUAACUCGGUCAGCAGCAGUGAAUGGGACAUGGCUAAUGAUGUAUUCGUGUCCGGCUACGACGACAACCCGAUGGGAGACGGGGUGUCAACUGGGGACAGGGACCCAGAGCAACCCGGUUUGGACAGACACCUACCGCUGUUGUCCCAGGACGGCAUGAUGCUGGGCCUGGCCGAGGACGAAUAUGCGGCCACAUCGUAUCUGGGCAUCGACCCAAACUACACCGAAAGUGACGGGAAUGUGACCACCAAGAAACGGAUCCGGUCCAACAUCAGGCACCGCGGGGAGAUCGUCACGGAGCUGGGACCGGAGGAGGUCCGCUGGUUUUACAAAGAGGACAAGCGGACGUGGAAGCCAUUCGUCGGACACGACUCUUUAAAAAUCGAGGUAAUUUAUCGGAGAUUCAGUGAGCAGAACCCCGAGAAAGUCAAACGCCCCGUGGAUCCCGCCGACGCCGAGUGGAAGGAGGCGUCCCGGUCCGGGGAGAUGCAGCCGGAGAGCGGGGCGGGAGAUGCCCGGGUGGAGUCGGUGGCGCAGCGUGGCGGAGGGCAGCGGCUGUCGGUGUCAGAGGAGAUGAGGGAGCCAGAGGACAGCAGCGUGGAGGCAGUGUGUGUCAGAGGAGGACUCUAUGAAGUGGACAUCAGGGAGAAGGAAUGCUACCCUGUCUACUGGAACCAGCAAGACCGUAUUCCUGUGAUGAGGGGUCAGUGGUUCAUCGAUGGAACAUGGCUUCCCCUGGAGGAGGAUGAGAGCGACCUCAUCGAGACGGACCACCUUGCCCAUUUCCGGGGGCAACAGAUGAGGGACACAUAUGAGAUGGAGGUGGUGACCACCACAGUGGACAGUAAGGACGCCAUCCACAGUCUGAAGCUGAGCAGGAGUCAUGUGGACUGGCACAGUGUGGACGAGGUGUACCUGUACAGCGACGCCACCACCUCCAAGAUUGCACGCACCGUCACUCAAAAACUGGGCUUCUCCAAAGCCUCCAGCAGCGGGACGCGUCUCCAUCGUGGAUACGUGGAGGAGGCAGCACCUGAGGACACCCCACCUGAGACCACACACAUUGUCUUCGUGGUGCACGGCAUCGGCCAGAAAAUGGACCAGGGCCGCAUCAUCAGGAACACCAGCAUGAUGAGAGACGCCGCCAGAAAGAUGGAGGAGAAGCACUUCUCUGAUCGCACCACAGAGCACGUCGAGUUCCUUCCUGUGGAGUGGAGGUCAAAACUGGCUCUGGAUGGAGACACGGUGGACUCCAUCACCCCAGACAAAGUGCGAGGACUCAGAGACAUGCUGAACAGCAGUGCCAUGGACAUCAUGUACUAUACCAGCCCUCUGUACAGAGACGAGAUUACCAAGGGUCUGACUCUGGAGCUGAAUCGUCUCUACUCGCUCUUCUGCACGCGAAAUCCAGACUUUGAGAAAAACGGGAAGGUGUCCAUAGUGUCGCAUUCGCUUGGCUGCGUCAUCACCUUCGACAUCAUGACAGGCUGGGACCCUGUGCGUUUUCAUCAUCAAGAAGCGCCAGACCCGGAGGAGACAAAGGCUGGCUGGGCAAGUGAGGAGGAGCGCCAUCUUCAGGAGCAGUUGAGACUCAUGCGGCUCAGGCUAAGAGGCUUGGAGGAUCAGUUCCAUGGUCUGCAGACCUCAUCGUGUGCCAUGCCAGCCUUGAAAUUCAAGGUAGAAAAUUUCUUCUGCAUGGGCUCUCCUCUCGCAGUCUUCUUGGCGCUGCGAGGGACCCGCCCUGGAAACAACACUGUGCAGGACCACAUCCUCCCCACAUCUAUCUGCAAACGCCUCUUCAACAUAUUCCACCCCACAGACCCUGUGGCGUACAGACUGGAGCCUCUAAUCUUAAAGCACUACAGUAACAUUGCACCUGUUCAGAUCCACUGGUACAACACCACCAGCCCAACACCGUACGAUCAGAUUCGACCCACGCUGCUCAACCCCCCGAAGGAGACUGCAUCUGUGUCAGACUCAGAAAGCAUCCCCAGCCCCUGCACCUCCCCGCCCCAGGCCCGACGGCACUACGGAGAGUCCAUCACCAGCCUGGGCAAGGCGAGCAUCAUGGGUGCUGCCAGUCUCGGAAAGGGAAUCGGAGGGAUCCUGUUUUCCCGCUUUUCCCGUUCCAGUGGCCAGGUCGGAGGAGUAGAGGAGGAGCCGUUAGAUUCCGAGGGCGGAGCCUCUGAAGUUGAAAAUGUGGCAUCAGGAGAGGAAGAAGCAACGGCGGCAGAGGCCGAAGACAAGGACAAAGAAAUAGAGGAGGAGAGGGAGGAGGUGGAGCCUGUCAUGUCUCAGUCCACCUCAGCUGUCAUGGACAGCACCUCGUUGCAACUGGAGAGACGCAUCGACUUUGAGCUGCGGGAGGGCUUGGUGGAGAGCCGCUAUUGGUCAGCAGUGACUUCACACACGGCCUACUGGUGCUCUUAUGACGUGGCUCUUUUCCUCCUUACCUUUAUGUACAGACCACAAGAGCCUCUUGAACCUACAGAAGACAACCCAGAGACAUCAUAAACUGACACAUGGAGCCAUCACAGCUCGGGCCACAUCACGUACUAUUCAUGGUUUCCAUGUGACGUUGCUGUGCCUUAGCGCUGCCAUAUUUGUGACUGGUCACAGCUGCAAACCACAGCCACAAGUGAGAAGAAGAGCACGGAGGUACGGCAAAAACAGAAAUCCAAACAAAAAAUAAAUAAAGUUCAUACAUUAUGCCCCGAA